AGUAUAGAGAAACAAUCAAUUAUGUUCUCCAAAAUAGUAGCUUUAUGCGCUUUCGUGGCAGCAGCCCAAGCUGGUCUCCUAGCCGAGCCAGUUCACUAUUCCUCUGCUGCAGCAGUUUCCUCACAGAGCAUUGUACGCCAUGACCAACCUCAAGCUACCAAGUUGGUAGCUGCCCCUAUCGCCAAAAUCGCUGUCGCUGCCCCCGUCUACCACGCUCCUGCCCCUGUCUAUCACGCUCCCGCCCCCGUGUACCGCGCUCCUGCUCCCGUUGCCUAUCAUGCCCCGAUCGCCAAGGUUUUAGCCCACGAACCUGAAGAAAUCGCUUACCCCAAGUAUGAGUACACUUACUCGGUAGCUGAUGGACACACCGGUGAUAACAAGUCGCAACAGGAGAUCCGUGAUGGUGAUGUUGUCAAGGGCUCAUACUCCUUCCACGAGGCCGAUGGCUCCAUCAGAACUGUAGAAUAUACCGCUGAUGAUCACAAUGGUUUCAACGCAGUUGUGCACAACACCGCUCCUAUAGCCGCUCCAGUCGCAUACAAAGCUGCACCCCUCCUAGUCAAAACCGCCCCUGUCUACUACAAACAAGGAACAAUCAAUAUGUUCUCCAAAAUUGUAGUCCUGUGCGCGUUGGUAGCAGUAUCCCAGGCUGGUCUCCUGGCUGAGCCAGUACACUAUUCCUCUGCCGCUGCAGUCUCCUCACAGAGCAUUGUGCGCCAUGACCAACCUCAAGCUACCAAGCUAGUAGCUGCACCCGUCGCUAAAAUCGCCGUCGCCGCUCCAGUGUACCACGCUGCCGCCCCCGUCUACCAAGCCGCUGCCCCUGUCUAUCACGCCCCUGCUCCCGUUGCCUACCAUGCCCCUAUUGCCAAAGUGGUAGCUCAACAGCCCGAAGAGAUCGCUUACCCCAAAUAUGAGUACACUUACUCCGUGGCUGAUGGACACACAGGUGACAACAAAUCCCAACAGGAAAUCCGUGAUGGUGAUGCCGUGAAGGGAUCGUACUCCUUCCAUGAAGCUGAUGGCUCCAUCAGGACUGUUGAGUACACCGCUGAUGAUCACAAUGGCUUCAACGCGGUGGUCCACAACACCGCCCCUACAGCCGCUCCUGUAGCAUACAAAGCUGCACCCCUACUAGUCAAAGCCGCCCCUGCCUAUUACCACUAAAUACAUAAUACGGAUUUAGAACUAAAAAUAAUUUAGUGAAUUAAUAAAUAACCUGAAUGGUUUGUUAACUAUUAUUUAUUUGUAGCAA
Galleria mellonella (greater wax moth) is the source of this 1255-nucleotide messenger RNA. RefSeq names its product cuticle protein-like. The record is from RefSeq and is a predicted model, not a curated record. Gene Ontology annotation, cellular component: extracellular matrix. NCBI's taxonomy places the organism in Eukaryota, Metazoa, Arthropoda, Insecta, Lepidoptera, Pyralidae. The transcript is spliced from 6 exons. The coding region runs from base 22 to 1167 and encodes 381 amino acids.